Molecule: messenger RNA, 558 nt
Organism: Carica papaya (papaya)
Lineage: Eukaryota; Viridiplantae; Streptophyta; Magnoliopsida; Brassicales; Caricaceae
Source: RefSeq, a predicted model, not a curated record
AUGGAGACGAAGAACAUUUCUCUUCGGCAUCUCCUACUUCCCUUACUAAUCCUCCAAUCGGUAGCAGCACUCUCUGUCGAACGUCCUCAAAACGGCGUCGACUUGAUAACUCAAGUCUGCAAGAAAACAAACUUCUACCAACUUUGCAUGAAGUCUCUUCAAUCAGAUCCUCGGAGCUCAACCGCCGACGUAAACGGCCUCGCAGGAAUAUCCCUGGACUUAGUCACGAAGAAAUCGAACGAGACGUUUACGUACGCUCUGGAGCUUUUCAAGAACGUGAGAGAUCCACUUCUGUACCAGUACUACGGGACUUGCGUUGAAGAGUACGGCGCGGCGGUGACGAGGCAUCUGCCGGCGGCCAUCGAAGCUCUGAACAAAUCGCACGAGUACGCCGUGGCAGGAGACGAAGCAAAGGCUGUGGCGAAUAAUGCGAAUGUGUGCGAAGAGCAGUUCACCUUGACGCCGAUGCCUCGAAAGUCGCCGUUUAGCAGUCGGAGUGAAGUAGUUCAUGAUCUCUCCCUGGUGGCAGCCAGUAUUAUUAGUCAGUUGAAGAGUUGA